Gastrolobium bilobum is the source of this 1576-nucleotide messenger RNA. Its product is annotated as amino acid transporter AVT6A-like. The record is from RefSeq and is a predicted model, not a curated record. Bases 1 to 1383 code for a protein of 460 amino acids. Lineage: Eukaryota; Viridiplantae; Streptophyta; Magnoliopsida; Fabales; Fabaceae. Gene Ontology annotation, biological process: amino acid transmembrane transport. The transcript is spliced from 5 exons. Gene Ontology annotation, molecular function: amino acid transmembrane transporter activity.
AUGACGAUUGGAAGUCCUGCACCUAAGGAAGGGAAGACAAAGACAAGAAAGAACAAAACAGUUGUUGAUGAGAAUGCACCUUUAAUUCCUAAGACUCAAGAGACUGAUGUUAAGUUUGAUGAUUAUAAUGGAGCUUCAUUUUCUGGGGCCGUUUUCAACUUGUCCACAACAAUUAUUGGUGCUGGAAUCAUGGGCUUGCCUGCAACCGUGAAAAUGUUGGGAAUGGUGCCUGGUCUUCUUGCUAUAAUCUUAACAGCUUUCUUGACAGAGAAGUCAAUUGACUUCUUGAUUAGAUUUUCUAGGGCAGGGAAUCUUACUUCUUAUGGAAACCUCAUGGGGGACGCCUUUGGGAAAUAUGGAAAAGCUCUGGUGCAGAUAUGUGUUAUAGUCAGUAACAUUGGUGUGCUGAUUAUUUACAUGAUUAUUAUUGGUGAUGUGAUUUCUGGAACAUCUUCAAGUGGAACUCACCAUUCUGGUAUCCUUGAAGAAUGGUUUGGUGUUUAUUGGUGGACUGGGCGUACAUUUGUUCUUUUAGUUACAACACUUGCUGUGUUUGCACCUUUGGUGAGCUUUAAGCGAAUUGAUUCAUUGAGAUUCACAUCUGCAUUAUCAGUUGGACUAGCAGUUGUUUUUCUUGUGAUUGCUGGGGGAAUCUCAAUCUUCAAGAUUAUAAGUGGAGGAAUUGAGAUGCCAAGGCUCUUCCCAAUCAUUACUGAUGCAGCAUCAUGUUUUGAACUGUUCACUGUAGUUCCUGCGCUUGUGACAGCCUAUAUCUGCCACUAUAACGUUCACAGCAUAGAUAAUGAACUUGAGGACUCCUCAAGGAUGCAAGGGGUUGUAAGAACUUCCCUUGCUCUAUGCUCUUCAGUGUACUUACUCACAAGCUUCUUUGGGUUCCUACUAUUUGGUGAAGCAACUCUUGAUGAUGUGCUUGCUAAUUUUGAUACUGAUCUUGGAAUUCCUUUUGGUUCUGUGCUCAAUGAUGCUGUUCGUUUAAGCUAUGCUGCACACCUUGUACUUGUAUUUCCUGUUGUCUUUUAUGCAAUGAGGGUCAACAUAGAUGGUCUAAUAUUCUCUUCAUCAAGGCCUUUGGUUCUAGAUAACUUGAGAUUUGCAUUAGUUACUAUUGCCCUUAUUGGUGUUAUCUUUCUGGGAGCAAAUUUCAUACCAAGCAUUUGGGAUAUUUUCCAGUUCACUGGAGCAACUGCUGCUGUUUGUGUAGGAUUCAUAUUUCCAGCUGCCAUCACUCUUAGGGAUCGGUACAACAUAGCAACUAAAAAAGACAAGAUUCUGUCUAUCUUUAUGAUAGUCCUGGCAGUUUUGUCAAAUGCUGUGGCUAUAUACAGUGAUGCCUAUGCCUUGAUCAAGAAGAACAAAAAGUGAAUGAUUUCUUUAAACUUUCUUUAGAAUCCCAUUGUACAGUUAUGUAGGUAAUGAACAAAAUUGGCAGGGUUAUUGGCCAACUACAAAAUCAUGGCUGUUGGUGCUAGUUAAUCUCCUAAUCAUGUGAUGAUGAUUUUUGGCAGGAUGAUUAAAGAGUUAAAUUUGUUGAAAGGGAUGCAAGUUGAUCCAAAAA